Varroa destructor (honeybee mite) is the source of this 2007-nucleotide messenger RNA. Its product is annotated as protein kinase C iota type-like. Lineage: Eukaryota; Metazoa; Arthropoda; Arachnida; Mesostigmata; Varroidae. Gene Ontology annotation, molecular function: ATP binding; MAP kinase kinase activity. The record is from RefSeq and is a predicted model, not a curated record. Gene Ontology annotation, biological process: protein phosphorylation; MAPK cascade.
UCUGCGGUGGAGAACGAAGUACUAUUACUAUUUGCAAAAGCUAGCAUAUGGCCAGUAAACAUCUAAAUGUUUGUGUAUGCUGAGAUAUGGAUGUGCUGGCGCUCAGUGAUGAUGCGAAUUCCGAGCUAAGCGAUUAUACGAAAGUGGCGACGAGUCCAUGGCCUUUAUCGCAAGACCAUAAACCGGCCUUGAAAAAAUGUGUUCCUUAUCAUAACAGAGUGAGUAGGGAACGGGUCAGGUUUUGUUCGGUUCCUACCGUAGAAGGUCAGAUCCCCGCUGAAUCACUCCGAGAUUCCAGCGGUACUUCUCCGGGCAGCGUGAGGACCACCAGAAGCCCAAUAUCGUUGUCGUUGUAUCGCAAUGCGGACGGUACCAUAUUCCCAAAAAGUUCAGCACUGCGCCUAACAACGCACAGGCUGACUGUAGAAAGCGAUGGGAAGGAAGAUAGUCGGAGUCCUAGGAGCCCAUCUUCACCGUCGGCUUCGACAAGCCGGCAUAAUUCUUUUGCAAUGGUAGCGGAAAAUGGCGAUAAUUCUUUUGAUGGGAGAACUGUUUCGCAGGAUUGUAGCAGUCCAAAAGGCGGAGGUCGACAUAUACAAACACGAGAGCUGGCUCCCUCGGAAAAAAUAGGUGAUGCUGAGCUGCGUCGAGAGGUGUCGGACUUUAUUCGAUUUGCAAAACGGGGGAACAUUUCAAACGGGAAAAAAAAAAACCAAUUGGCUCUCGAGGGUCCAAAAGAGCCUUCGCUGUCCGAAGUCACCAGUUCUGUGCAGGGUUUUGCCGCUACGACGUGGCAUCAUAUUAUGAGAGGAAUGCGCACACUUGUCGGGAUUGUUUUCAGACACCGAAAAGAUAGCCAUUUCAACACUGCUGACUUGAGCACCAUGUGGGUGAAUCCUUCCAAUGCUAAAGAUUUUGAGAUUACUCCCGGCUGUCUUCAGAUGCGCCAUAAAAUUGGCGCAGGAAGUUACGGAGUGGUGUAUCUUGUCGAGCACAAGAAAACGUGGGCAAGAUAUGCCAUUAAGUGCGUGCGUAAACGAAGCGGCAGAAAACAGGCUUCUUUUUUAAAGCGCAGCGAAACCGAAUUUCAUGUCUGGCGGGAAACUGGAAGUCAUCCAAAUAUCAUAUCACUUAUCGCAGCAUUUCAAACCCGAAGCGCCUUUUGUUUUGUCAUGGACUUUGUAUCGACCGGUAGCCUUAGUCUACUACUAUCGCGACAGGAUAAGCCUCUAAGAGAAGAUGAAAUUAAGCGUAUGGCAUCGCAGUUGGCCCACGCCUUGUACACUGUUCACCGGCUAGGAUUUCUUCAUCGCGACGUCAGUUGCUCCAAUGUUCUCGUUACAGCAAAACACAACGUGCUUUUAAUUGACUUUGGCUCAAGUGUUAUUGGUAAUACGGCCACAUCGAGGGCCGGGACGCUAGCGUACAUGGCACCCGAGGUGUUAGCAGGACGGAGUUCUGGACCCGGAGCUGACUGGUGGUCUUAUGGAAUCGUCCUUUUCGCCCUUUUCGAAGGAACCACACCUAUGCACAUUUAUGCCAAUAGGUGUAAGAUAGAUCUGCGAAAGCUCAGCCUAAGAAGCAGGUUUUCUGUAAUGAAGCGUGUGAGCGUCCCGAUUAGCCCAUUGCUCCACAUGGACAAGAGAAACCUGCUUAAGGACUUCUUGCGCGAAGAGCCCAAGGUCCGACUUGGUGUUCGGCGUAAACAGGACUUUAACCUUAUUAAACAACAUGCGUACUUCGCCAAUGUUAAUUGGAGACCCAUGGACGAAGCUUUAGACAAGAUACUUCGCCGUAAAUACAAUCUUCCAAUGGAAAAUGAGGAUGAGCCCGUGUCAAGGACAAAAACUAUAUGACAAGAAUGUACCCUGCAAAAAGAAACUGCAGGAGAUCUCUGACCGACUGUACUAUAUUUAUUUAUAAUCAAAACAGUAAUUCGUAAUUCGCAAGCCUGACUAAUAGCGACAUUGUAGUAGUUGUGUAUAAAAUGAUGUAGUGAUGCGCGGG